This is a messenger RNA of Drepanopeziza brunnea f. sp. 'multigermtubi' MB_m1, 846 nucleotides long. The record is from RefSeq and is a predicted model, not a curated record. Lineage: Eukaryota; Fungi; Ascomycota; Leotiomycetes; Helotiales; Drepanopezizaceae.
AUGGAUGGGCAGUAUGGCGAAGGAGAGGGUUGGGUUAGAAUGUGUUGGACGCGCAGGGGGGAGGGCAAUGGUCGAGAUGUCUGUUGCAAAUUUGUUUCAGCGCCUGGUGUCUAUCCGUCUGGUCUGUACAUUGACGGUGAUAGGUGUCCGGCUGAUUGGAAGAAGGAGAUGGUGCAGUUUCCCCCGCUAGACGGCAAUCUGCCGGGUAUUCUGCUUCUUCAAGGCGAUCCCCAUCAGCGACGCGAAGCCAACGGCGAUGAUGACCGCGCAGAGGGAGAUGAGCACGAUGGGGAGCGUCUGCAGCAUAGCGUUGGUCUUUUUUCCUUAGAGGGAGAGUUUGUGUCUGGUUCGAUUCGAGUGGAUUUUGGUGUGUGCUACGUACGGAAGUACGAGAGUAGCGUCCCAAGGGAGGAAAUGGGGAAAUCAGAUACGAAAACCACAACUGCAAACGGAAGAAAAUCAAAACUUGGGGGGAGACUAGUAGGUACGAUACUAGGCCACGGUUUAGCUCGUGGUCGGCCUCAAUGGAACGCAAGGGCGGCGGGAAUGCAGAAUCUGAGUUGGAUUGCUCUCGAAUUGGCUAUAACUAGCCAACAGGAUGACGUUGAUGAUGAUCAUGAUACCGGUAAUGAUACGUAUAGUCGAUUUUGCUGGAGCCGAGACAUGCAUAUAGACCCCGUAUACGGAAAUAUAACCGAUAUCUCGGGCGGACGUCGCGCCAACCUGUCACCGGGGCUGCUCGGCGCUGAUAUCUUUUCCCCCUUCUGUCCAUCAUUGUACGGUGUCCAUUCGUGCCCGGGCUACAAACCAGGUAUCAGGCACCUUCUCGUCUUGUCAAAGGCUUGA